Messenger RNA from Lotus japonicus, 702 nucleotides. RefSeq lists its product as uncharacterized. The transcript has a single exon. Lineage: Eukaryota; Viridiplantae; Streptophyta; Magnoliopsida; Fabales; Fabaceae. The record is from RefSeq and is a predicted model, not a curated record. The coding region runs from base 221 to 679 and encodes 152 amino acids.
UGCAUUGCCACUAGCCACUUAAAUUAAUUUUGCACCUCAUAGUCACAAAAAUGAAAUUAAGAUAACAAGGACAAAACUGCUUUCCUGUUAACCAGAAAAACAGAGAAGCUCUUUCUACCUCAGAUUAUCCCUUUCCUCUUGAGGCUGUUAUUUCCUCGAACCUACCAUGACCACAACAUAGCUCCGUCCAUGAAGACAAACCUUUCUCCGGGAAGUCACCAUGAAGAAGAGGCCAGAGCUUGAACAGCAACACCAUGACCAAGACUUGGAAGUGAUGAAAGCAGUUGCACAAGCCUGGUACAGCCACUCAGGCAGUUCAAGGCCUAUGAGUGAAUUCGACGCGCCUCGAGGAAACUUCAAAGGCAAGCCUUCAAGGUUCAAGCUCGAAGCACUCAACAAGCCAUCAUCAUCAUCAUCAUCAAUAACAACCAUGGUCACAACAAGCCAUAGUAGUUGUUGGGAUUUCAAGCAAUCACUUUGGGAUCCUUAUGAGCUUGUGACUGUGUCCAGAAGGAUAGAAACAGGAUUAGCCUUAGAUAGCCCAUUUGAUGAAUUUUUGUGUUGCUCACCGAGAAUCCAACAACCAAGGGGUAAGCUGGAGAGUAAGAAUAGCCUCAGGAGUCUGUUCAAACAUUCUAAGAGGUUUAUUGCCUCCAAAAUUUCUAAGGAAAAUGAAUGAUACAUGAGUUUCAUCUUCUUUUA